AUGGCCAACGGGACGGGGGCGGCGACGGUCAUGCUGAAAUGCGUGGUGGUGGGCGACGGGGCGGUGGGCAAAACCUGCCUGCUGAUGAGCUACGCCAACGACGCCUUCCCGGAGGAAUACGUGCCCACCGUCUUUGACCAUUACGCAGGUAAACGCGCGUCUCGCCGGGAAGUGCUGAGUAAGGGCGCUCCGGCUCCGCCACCCUCUUCUCCGCCCCCCCCAAGCUUCCAGCACCCCAGAAGCAGCAGCAACAGAGCCGAGCAACUUCGGCGAAAACUUUUCCCUUUCCCUAAUUCUGAUCUCCUAUCCCCCCUCCCUCCCUUCCUUUCCCCCUCUUUUCUCCUGCCUUCUUGUAAAGCAGAGGCUGCGUUUAUUUUUAUUUCUUUGGGGGGACGACGACUCGUGUUUGCAAUCCCGGGGAUCCCCGACGCCCCCUUUUUUUGCAAAAGGAAAGCAGCUCAAAAUGACUCCUCUAAAGCGCACUCCUCUUCUGUCCCCCCCCCCUCAAUUGGAGGGGUCUGGUUAUGGAACUAGUGGAAAGGGGGAAGGACGGUUUGGGACUGCAGAUGCCUGACCACUCCAAAAUUGUCGCAUUUUAUACAUAUAUGUGUGUGUAAAGGGACUGGACUAUAUAUAUAUAAUAUUUAAUUGGUGGAGCAGAAUAGGGUGGCAAAAUGUUGUUAUGACGGGAGCAAGGAUUUAAUCCAUGCCCGAUAGGACCUUGAUAGACUGUAACUGAAAGUUGGGGAGCAAAUGGGACAGGUUAAAUGGGGGGGGGGCGACCCAAUACCCUCUCACUAGCCUUUGAAGUCCUGUUAUGAGCACAUGAUGUGUGUGUAUUGACACACACACACACACACAAAACGAGGACACCUUUUUGUAGGUUGCAGCAUGUUAAUGGGGAGUCUAGUUCUGUUUUGCUCCAUCACAAAAGUGCUUCGAAAGUGUAUAUCUGGGCAGAGACAGGGAUCAUUGCUAUUUUUAAAAGGUUGCCUACCCAUUUGAGAUGUCUGUGCUUUUUUUUUAAAAAAAAAUUGAGUUUGGGAGAGUAAUUGAAUCCACUUGUUUGCUCCUUGGUCUAGAGAGGAAAGAGGGAGCUUGAGUGUGUGUGUGUGUGUGUGUGUGUGUGUCGCUCUGGGGCCCCUGCCUGAUAUUCUCUUUCUCUCUUUGCAGUCAGUGUGACAGUCGGUGGCAAGCAAUAUCUGCUUGGGCUAUAUGACACUGCAGGACAGGUAAGGGCUCCCCCCCCCCCCGAUCCAGCAGCUGAAAAGCAACAGGGUGGGUUGCUUUUUAAAAGGGGGGAAAUAAAAAGUGAUCAGCAUAUGGUGUUUUCCAAAGCUUGAGCUCUGUUCAUGCUUACUUGCACACGCUGAAUUAUUCAAGGACUGCCGUUUAUGUUGAGGUGUCUCAGUACAGCAGCUUGUAAUAAUUGUCUCAUUUACUGCCUUGUCGCAGAUCUUUGGAGAAUGGAUCGCCCUUCCCACCCACCCGCCCCCAGUAUUUUAAAAUACUAUUAUUUCAAAAAUCAAUAAUUGCAAGCAGUCGAUUUCGUGAUCCCAACUCCUAUCACCCAGGGAAAAACAACCAGCCUUGUGAGAUACUUUAUUUUUAGUUCCAAAUGGCUGGGUCCUCUUUUGAGUUCUGCCUUGCUUCUCAUUGGUGGACGGGCAACAUGAGCCUCUGGCUCUGAUUGGAGAAUAAUGGCAUCAUCUAAUGUUAUGGGAAGGCAUUUUGUCUGAUUGUGUUUAUUAUGGCCCCAGGGACACAUUGCUUCCCAUCCUGAAAUCAUUCCUUUGAGUCAAAACAUUUGCAAGGAAUGACUGAAUAGUUUUGGAGCACAGCAGAGAGAGGAGGUUUCUCCCUCUGUUUCAAAUUUGUCUGCGCAGGAGAAGGAAAACAACAAGAAGAGAUCCCAAACUACAGCUUUUGCAUCCAGAUCAGACAUGAGGAAUAGUACUGUUGCCAGUUUGCUAGUGCUUGUUGGUUUGCAUUCUUUUAGCCGUAAUGGGCUGGAUGCAGACUUUCCUCUACUUAAAAGUGGACAUCCUCAUGGGACUUAAGGUCAAGUCCUAUUCAUUUCAGUUCUGGGGCUGGGCGAUAUAUCAAUAUAUCAUCCAAAACUGGUUUGAAGUCCAUGUUGUUUCAUAAUUUUUGACCUGGCAAUAUAUUGUGAAUCAUAUGUGUGUGUGCUAUGCAAGAAAUCACGAUGCAGGAGAACCUGUGAAGCUGGUCAGUGCCUCUACAGUACAGUGGUACCUCGGGUUACAGACGCUUCAGGUUACAGACGCUUCAGGUUACAGACGCUUCAGGUUACAGACUCCGCUAACCCAGAAAUAGUACCUCGGGUUAAGAACUUUGCUUCAGGAUGAGAACAGAAAUCGUGCAGCAGCGGUGCAGUGGCAGCAGGAGGCCCCAUUAGCUAAAGUGGUGCUUCAGGUUAAGAACAGUUUCAGGUUAAGAACGGACCUCCAGAACAAAUUAAGUUCUUAACCCGAGGUACCACUGUACAUAGGUCCAUCCUUAUUUCAUACAUCAUGAUAUAUCAGUAUAUCACGAUGUUUAAGCUGGUGAUAUAUCACGAUGUUGAAAAUCAGAUAUCACCCAACCCUACUCCAUUCUCAGCAUGACUAAGGCUGCAGUCCUAACCCAUUUACCUGGAAGUUCAGUGGAACUUCUUAGUAGACAUGGUUAAGAUAACAGCCUCCUUAAUCCAGGCCCUGUGGAAAGAAAUCAGAUCCUGCAGGGCCCUGGUCUCAUGAGACAGAGCGUUCCACUAGGCUGGAGCCAGUGUUGAGAAGGCCCUGGCUCUGGUGGAGGCUAAUGUGACUUCCUUAGGGCCUGGGACCUUCAGGGUGCAGUGGCAUAGCGUGGGUUGUCAGCACCCGGGGCAAGGCAAGUAAUUUGCGCCCCCUAACCCGUGGGACGCGGGUGGCGCUGUGGGUAAAAAUCUCAGCGCCUAGGACUUGCCAAUCGCAUGGUCGGUGGCUCGAAUCCCCACGGUGGGGUGCGCUCCCGUCGUUCGGUCUCAGCGCCUGCCAACCUAGCAGUUCGAAAGCACCCCCGGGUGCAAGUAGAUAAAUAGGGACCACUUUAUAGCGGGAAGGUAAACGGCGUUCCGUGUGCUGCUCUGGCUCGCCAGAUGCAGCUUGUCACGUUGGCCACGUGACCCGGAAGUGUCUGCGGACAGCGCUGGCUCCCAGCCUAUAGAGUGAGAUGAGCGCACAACCCUAGAGUCUGGCAAGACUGGCCCGUACGGGCAGGGGUACCUUUACCUUUACCUUUAACCCGUGGAUUUUAGUAGGGGCAGAGAGCUGCGAAUGCGAGCGCCCCCCCCCGAUGUUGCGCCCGGUGCGGCCGGCCCCUCCUGCACCCCCCACGCUACGCCACUGUCAGGGUGUUGCUAUUUAUGGGUCUUAAGGUCCUCCGCGGGGCAUACCAGGAGAGGCGGUCCCAUAAGUACAAGGGUCCUAGGCUGUGAAGUAACUAUGCGCUAGGUGAAAAAGGCCCCAUUUCCCACAGCGCCCAAGCAGACGCCUUGUGGAAUCCCAUAAGUGGGACAUGAGAGCAAUAGCUCGCAUGCUGUCUUCUCCAGUAGCUGGCACUCAGAAGCAUGCUGCCUCUGAUCUUGCCCCCAGUGGCCGACUUUGAGCCUUCCAGUUUCAGCUGCGCCUUGCGUGAUGCCAAAAUUUGGCGUCUUCCAUUCAAAGUGAUUGUUGCAGCACCCUCUCAGCUCGGCUCCCAGUAUGGGAAAACCAGUUGCACUCCCCUAAAUCUGCCUCUGCUGCCACCAUGACUAGUAGCCAGAGAUAAAUGUUUCUGCCACAAAUUUGUCUUGAUUCCAUUUUUAAAGUUGCCUAAGCGAGCAGCCACGGCCACAUAUUGGGUCAAUUACUCAAAUUAAAUGAUUUAACCGUGGAAGCUGCCUUAUCAGAUGACUGGUUCAUUCUAGACCGUCUCCAUGCAAAACAGAUGUUCUACUACUGAUCUACACCAGAUGAAAGUUCUACCUAGUUUUUCUGAAUAUCUUGGGGGUGAGAAGGACGUGUUAUCCAAAAUGUAUGGCUAACCAGAAACUUGAAUAAUUAGAAUUGCUCUAUAGGAGCUGCUAUCAUGCAAAGGUGGACUUGAACUGUCAGAAGGUAUGAUUUGGAUUGAUAAGGUUUUAUCUUUUAAAAAGUAAAGGAUUUAUGUACGUGGGACUAGGCAUUUGGCUAGAAACUCAGAAGCAAUAAACAAUGAUGGCGUUGGUUUAAGCCGUCUAGAUUUUAAUGGCACACACUGCAGCUAUGCCAUCAACAACUUUUCUCUAGAGCUGUGCUUGCUAUAAAACUUUCACAGUUUCAGCAGCUGGAACAUUAAGUAAAUGUCUGAAAAAGAACGGAGGACCUUCUGUAAAAUUGCAAGAGGCUGCGGUUCUUAAUUAGGAACUCCAGGGGAGCAAUAUGAGAUGGCAGACCCUUACAAGCUCAUUUUUUAAAGAGAAAAGAGAAGAAAAAGAGAGAGGAGACGUCGGACAAAACUUCUAAAAUGGCAUUGGUAUGACUUGGAAAUGUUCAGGAGAGUGGUGGUAUUUAGAGCAGUAAUGGGAAUCCUGUGGUCCUUCAGGUGUUGAACUACAGCUCCCAUAAUUCCUGGCCAUUGGCCAUGAUGGUUGGGGUUGAUGGGUACUGGAGUCCAAUAACAUCUGGAGGGCCACAGGGUCCCCACUCCUGUUUUGGAGGCACAGGUUCCCAGGUUCAGAAUCUCCAGUUAAAAAGGAAGUUGGAUGGUAGAGACAAAAAAGUCAGAGACCUUCAAGAUGUGCUGCUAGUGAGAAUAACACAGGGCUUAGAUGAGCCAUAGGUCUGAUUCAGCAUGAGACAGCUUCACAUGUUCAUCGCUGGGAGAGAUCAUCAGUGGCGUUGGGCUGGGUGUUCAGCAAUAUGCAAAUGAUACCCAGCUCUGCUUAUCGGUUAAAUCUGAGCCUGUGAAGGCAGUGAAGGUCCUGUGUGGGUGUCUGGAGGCGGUUGGAGGAUGGAUGGCAGCCAAUGGAGUGGGUUGAAUCCUGACGAAACCAAAGUGCUGUUUCUGGGGGGCAGGGGUGGGCAGGGGUAGGGGUCUCCCUGGUCCUGAACUGUGUAUACCUGAAGGAGCGUCUCCACCUCCAUUGUCUCGUUUGGACACUGAGGUCCAGCGCUGAGGGCUUUCUGGCGGUUCCCUCACUGCAAGAAGUGAGGUUACAGGGAACCAGGCAGAGGGCCUUCUUGGUAAUGGUGCCCGCCCUGUGGAAUGCCCUCCCAUCAGAUGUCAAAGAGAUAAACAACUACCUGACUUUUAGAAGAUAUCUGAAGGCAGCCCUGUAUCAGGAAGUUUUUAAAUAUUUUGUUGGAAGCUGCACAGAGUAGCUGCAGUAGCCCAGUCAGAUGGGUGGGGUAUAAGUAAUAAAUUAUUAUUAUCAUCACAGUUCUUUACUUAGUAAAAAAAAAAAAAAAGAGGUUUGGUGGCAUUUGUAGGGUAGACCUCCAGACAAGAAUAAAAUGGGCUAGAGCUAGCAUUGUAGACUCAGGGUCUCAUUCCCCUUUGGGGAGCCACAUACAAUCGGUGGGUGGGGCCAGAGGCAAAGGUGGGUGGAGACAGAACCAAAAGUAGGCGGAGUAAUGGAUGAGACUCUUAGCUUUUUAUAGCAGGCUACAUUCCAGCCACACAAAAGUCAGAUUUCACAAACGCACACCUCUCUCUGUCUUUUACCUCUGCAAGCAAGAGACGUCAUCGCAAAUCAAGGCCGCAUCUCAGCCAUGCAGAAGCACUUUAGGAGGGCAUGGAUCAGGGCCAGCAUAGACUCUCUGGGGUCGUAUCCAGCCUUACUUCAUUCUUCCUUUAAAGUCUUACCAGUACACGAUGUGCAGCAGGGGAGAAAACUGAUAUUUUCAUUUCUAAUAGUGGGGAAGAGAAAGUGAUAGGUCUAUUAUAUCAGCCUUGGCCAAUUCCGGUGCCCUGUAGAUGGUGUUGGACUAUGACUGCCAUCAUGGGAGCUGAUGGGAGUUGUAGUCCAACAACAUCUUGAGGGCACCAGAUUGGCAAAAACAGUAUGACCUGAGGUGUUAGGAGCUCCAUGCUCCUAACAGAUAAUGAAAAAUAACAGACAAUAGCAGAUAAUGUGACGUUGUGAAGCUUUACUUGAAGAAAUCUGGAAGUGGUGGCUGUUGCUGCUGCUGUUGAUAAUAAUACUUACUGUUUUUAAAAACAUAUUUCACAUGCAAGGCCUUUAAAUGGCUUGUUCUGCAACGGAAAGGAAAUCCAAACCUCUGAGGUUAAGUGAUCUGUAAGGUCACAAGGCAAGCUGAAAUCCUGUCUUUUGACCAUCGGGGCAGGCUUCCUGUGCAUUUUUAGAUUGCUUCUCAGCCGCUGUUCCGUCAUAAAGUUCCAUUGGCUUGAAGCCAAGCUGAGGACUUUUCCCCGCUUCUUCUACCCAUAUUCUGAGUGUGAGCUGUGAGCACUGGCCUUCCUGCUCCCUCUCGCAUCAGACCCAGGGAUUUUUCCACACAAGCCUGCGUUUGACAGUUGGCAUGAAGUGUGCAUCUGCAGUUAAUCACAUGCCUUGGGGAAGUAGUUCUUCCCUGAAGGGAAGUCGCUUGCCAGGCCUUCUGCUAAAGCUGGCCUACACCACAUGAGUUUGUGCAGGAAGACGGGCUAGUAACACUUCUUUGUCUGUUGGGCAGGUGUUUGUACUUCUCUGAUUAAGUCAAAGCAAUUCUGCUGCCGUCUUUGAGCUAAAGUAUGUCUGGCCUUGCCGAUGGUGUUUUGAGUUUGCACUUUAGUAUUGCAACCUGUGCAUAUGCUUGGGAUUGCAUCGUUCAGCCCAGACACUAAGGUCCAGCGCCGAGGGCCUUCAGGCGGUUCCCUCAUUGUGAGAAGUGAGGUUACAGGGAACCAGACAGAGGGCCUUCUCGGUAGUGGCACCCACCCUGUGGAACGCCCUCCCAUCAGAUGUGAAGGAAAUAAGUAGCUAUCUUAUCUUUAAAAGACAUCUGAAGGCAGCCCUGUUUAGGGACGUUUUAAAUAUUUAAUGCUGUAUUGUUUUUAACACUCGAUUGGGAGCCGCCCAGAGUGGCUGGGGAAACUCGGCUAGAUGGGCGGGGUAUAAAUAAUAAAUUAUUAUUAUUAUUAAACUGUAAACAGUUCUUCUAAGUAACAUUUUUCUCCCAAACUUCCUUAAAUGCUAUUUCCCUUUUGUUUUGUCUUUAAGUUGUUGGUGAUGGUUGUUUCCCCUACAGCUGCCGUGGGUUUCUCUCCCCCUGUCCCAGACUUGAACACCUUUUUCCUCACUAGAGAAAAUCCAGCCAAUCAGAGACCAUGGACUGAAUGUCAGAGGUGGAUUUAAGGGAGCACAACCGGUUCGUCGAGACUAGGCGCCGAGCCCGAGAGGGCGCACUGCAGGGGGUGCCAUAACAGUGGCUUAGAACAGAAGGGGAGAGGUGGGGACGGGCGCCAAAUUUUGGCAUUGCACAAGGUGCCACUGAAAGCCCAAUGUGAUGGUUUAGGAAUGCUGUGUCACCAACUAGAUAGGGCUAUGUGCUCAGGCACUCAUCACAGUGUCCCGUUGUGCCAGAAGCGGUUUAGUCAUGUUGGCCACAUGACCUGGAAAGCUGUCUGUGGACAGACGCCGGCUCCCUCGGCCUGAAAAGCUAGAUGAGCAACCCCAUAGUCGCCUUGGUCCUUUUUCACCUUUUACCUUAUGUGUUCAUCUCACUAAUGGCAAACAAAGUCAAUGAACAGUGAGGUUCCCAUAGUGAACAUAAUGACACCAUCAAGGACAAACAAAAUCUUGUCAGAAUGACACUUCUUCAGUAGGUGGACAACCCCAAAGAAAAGGGGUUGGUUAAAAUCUCUGAAUGUUGGUUAAAAUCUCUGAAAAUCUACACACACACCCCUCUAAUUUCAACCUUAGGAAAGAGCAUCUCAGCGCUCGUCGACUCAGAGAUAGAAUUCAUAUAUUCUCCAUCUGUAACUCUAACAGACACUUUCAAGAAUGCCCUGAAUAAGGUUUCCAUUUGAUUUCUGCCAUGUGUCUAAGAAAGCCCUAAAGCAGGGGAGGCCGGCUGCUUUAUUCUCAAGAGUCCCUUUCUUCUCCAGGCAGCCAUAUGGAGCUUUAAAGGUGUAAAAAGGUAAAGGUACCCCUGACCAUUAUGUCCAGUCGUGGACUACUCUGGGGUUGUGCACUCAUCUUGCUCUAUAGGCCAAGGGAGCCGGCGCACAGCUUCUGGGUCAUGUGGCCAGCAUGACUAAGCCGCUUCUGGCGAACAAGAGCAGCGCACGGAAACACCGUUUACUUUCCCGCCGGAGUGGUACCUAUUUAUCUACUUGCACUUUGACGUGCUUUUGAACUGCUAGGUUGACAGGAGCAGGGACCGAGCAACAGGAGCUCACCCCAUCGCGGGGAUUCGAACCACCGACCUUCUGAUUGGCAAGCGCCAGGCUCAGUGGUUUAGACCACAGCACCACCCGCGUCCCUCUUAAAGGUGUAUUUUGUCAUAAAUGCAGACCCUCCUCAUGGAGAAUCAGAGAAUCUAUAACAGUGUUCCCAAACCAGCUGCCCUCUAGAUGUUUUGGAUUAAAACUGACAUCCCUGUUAUCAGCAAGGAUAUGCUGGUGGUUUCUGUCUUCUAGCGACAGGUUCAGUGCCUUAUGUGUCUUCACCACGGCCUCAUCCUGCACUUGGCUUCGCAUUUGGAGAUGUACUCACUACCAUUGCUGCCCAAAUUGCCUUCUCCCAUAUCUUAGUGGCAUGUAUGCUGGACUUACUCCUGCCAUACUUGCAUGACACAGCACACACGGCCAUGCCAUCUUGUAAACCAUGGGUAGGCAAACUAAGGCCCGGGGGCUGGAUCCGGUCCAGUUGCCUUCUAAAUCCGGCCUGCGCCUGAUCCAGGAAUCAGUGUGUUUUUACAUCAGUAUAAUGUGUCCUUUUAUUUAAAAUGCAUCUCUGGGUUAUUUGUGGGGCAUAGGAAUUCGUUCAUAUAUUUUUUUCAAAAUAUAGUCCGACCCCCCCACAAGGUCUGAGGGACAGUGGACUGGCCCCCUCCUGAAAAAGUUUGCUGUGACCCCUGUUGUAAACAGUUCAGCAAUUCCAGUUUCUCCAGCAUGGCCACCACUCGCUCCAGCUGUUUUUGUUUAGCAGGAUCAGUGGUCAGGGAUAAUGGGAACUGUAGUCCAGAAACAGCUGGAGACCCAAGUUUAGGAAACCGAUUUUUGGGGGUUUGACUCAACUCCUUGCCCCUUAGAAGCAGAAUAAAUUUAGCAAACUGCUUUCUCCCCCACCCCACCCCUUGCUAGAAAGCAGAAUGAAUUGGUGUUAAUUUGUGUGACUUAUAAUGGCAGCAGGAUGCAGCUUCCCUUGUCUGAGAAUAUGUUUAAUGUUGGCAUCAUUAUUAUUAUUUUAGCUCCCAGAGCUCUGCCUCGUGAAUGUCUUGCUCCCCUCUUUAGGGGUUCCUUAGCCUCUGACUUUUCCUUUAUUUAUGUAGCAGCCUUGGAAGCACUGUGCUGUUUUGGUUUUCAAAUGUAGAAGAUUAUACGCUGGCUCUCUCUUUUCCCCCAAAAGAGAAGCAAACAAUCUGCGGCAGGACCUUUCCUCAGCACCUUGAAAGAUAACUUUGAAACUCCAGCUCGGGGGCAGGGGCGAGAUUAGGGCAGGCGAUUUGUGUUGCCUGAGGAUUUUGCAGGCUCUCAUUAGUGAGCGCUGUUGUGGAAAGAGAUUAUAAAGUGGAUCUGUGACUGGGAGUCUAGCCUUCUCCAGCAGCCAACCUCGAGUACACAUGAACUCUUCCCAGAUACCCUUUUUAGCAGCGCUAAUGGCUACCCUUCGCAACAUGAAGGUUGGCUUCCUUCGGCAGCUCUGACCGAUAUCUAUUUUUGGUUCCUCUUCUAAAAACAGAUGGUUCUGAUUGAGAGGCUUCUCUUAGGACUUCUGCCCAUAAGCUGCAAAGAGCAACAGAUGGUUCACAGUGUGGCGAUUACAGAACCCAGAGUGGGUCUUUCAGAGCGUUUGAUCUCUGGUGAUCUCAAUUGCAUUUCCUUGCCCCAACUUUUAGCUCCCUGGGGCUCCUCCAGACAAACUGUUUACUGAGCAUUCGUCCCAAAAAGCUUGCACAGAUCCUGCUAGACUGUGUCCAGUCUACAUUGAUAUUGGAUUUGUUCGCCGGGCAGUUAUAUGACAAGGAGCAUUCAUCCUGAUUUGCUUGCAGGGUAUUUUUUGGCUUCCUGUUAACUGUUUGUUUAUCCCGCACAGUUCAGUGCAUUUCUUCAUCAUCACUUUAUUUUCCUUUUCUUUUUUUUAAGUGAAUUAGAAUCAUAGAAUCAUAGAGUUGGAAGAGACUACAAGGGCCAUCGAGUCCAACCCCCUGCCAAGCAGGAAUUAGUUGCGCUACGCAAUGAUGUGCUUUACAUUACAGUCAAACCUUGGUUUGUAAUUUGAUAUUGAUAAAAUGUGGUGGUCAUUGGAUUUUAAUAAUUGAAAAUUAAUUAAAAAAUCAUGUGAAAAACCCAAAAAACCCUCGGUUUUCAAACGUCUCAACUGCCGAACAUUUCGGAAGCCGAAUGCUGAAAACCCAGAAGGGAAUUCUUCCGUUUUCGAACACGCCUCAGAUGUCAAAAGGCUUCUGAGGCACAUUUCUCCAUUUUUCUCAAAGAAACUUGCUAGAAUCCUUUGAUCCUUGGUUUUCGAACGUUUUGGAAGUCAAACGGAAGUCCGGAACGGAAUUUGUUCGAAAACCGAGGCUCCACUGUACUUCAGUUGCAGAAACCUGAAUUUUCAGUAUGCACAUAGAAUAAUAGAAUCCUAAAAAUAUAUGCCAACAAAGCUGUAUUCGACGGAUGAAAGUACAUGAUGUUUGAUAUGAUUGAGAAUCGUGGACUCAGGGACGGAGAAUUAUAAAGCGUCAAAAUCGAGAUGUGGAAAAUAUGGAAACAAUGAGGAGAGGCAGGACUGAGAUGUGGAGAUAUGCUUCAGAGAUCCAGACUGUGGAGAGCUCCAAAAAAUUAAUAAUUAUAAUUUGGACUAUAAUUUGGUCUUUUUUAUUUUAGUUUUUUAUUUUAGUUGGAGUAUUAUGAUUGGAUAUAUUAAUUGGAUGUUUUUUAUUGGAAAAGCAAUAAAAAUGAUUUUUAAAAAAAGAAUAAUAGAAUCCUAGAGUUGGAUGGGAUCUCCAGGGGCCAUCUAGUCCAACCCCCUGCAAUGCAGGAAUCUCAACUAAAGCAUCCAUGACAGAUGGCCAUCCAAUUACAUCAGGAAUUAAACUCGAUUCUAGUUUCUACAGCUUUAUCGACAGACACUGAAGUGUGAGAUGGGUGUAAGUUUUGCCGUUUUACUCCCAGUCUCAACAGAUGCUGAAGUGGGGGGGAUCUGUAGUAUCUUCCUUAGCCAAAUGAAAUGAGUCACUGAGUAGUUGGAUGAACCUUGUUUCUCAGCUCUCAAUGGGAGAUGUUGCCCUUUUCUCAUAGGAAUAAUCAGAGAAAAUCACAGUGAGGUUUGUGUGCGUGUGUUGUUUUAUUUUAAAAAUGGUAUUUGCACAGUGUGUUGAAUGGCCAUGAAGUUGCCUGAACCCCUGUAGCGCUGUGUGUAUUUUGUUCAAGCUGACAUUUGAAGAUGGGAGGCAGCUUUUAAGAGUAGGCACAUAAAACACUUCUGGAUGGAUCUUCCGUAAUUAAAAGGCAAAUGUGGACCAAAGAAACCGACCUGUAUACUAAUAAGGCAACCUGCCAUCCCCGUUUGGAUGCUGUUAAAGGCACUUUAUUUUUAAAAAGUCUGCAGAUCACUUAAUCAUAAAACUCUCCAAGCAGUGUACAUAAUAUUUCAUCCAUGUUUUAUUGAUCAUUAUAUUAUCAGUAAGACACAGUUAAGCUCAGCAAAGCUUUUAAAAAAAGUGUACAUAAAAUAAUUAUAAAUAAAAUACACUUGAAGUCAACUGGAAAGAAAAACACAAAUGUACAUAAGUAAAUUAGAUAUCUGAGUAGAGCCUUCUCGGUGGCGGCACCCGCCCUGAGGAACGCCCUCCCAUCAGAUGUCAAGGAAAUAAGCAGCUGUCUGACUUUUAGAAGACAUCUGAAGGCAGCCCUGUUUAGGGAAGUUUUUAAUGUUUGAUGUUUUAUCAUGUUUUUAGUAUUCUGUUGGGAGCCACCCAGAGUGGCUGGGGAAACCCAGCCAGAUGGGCGGGGUAUAAAUAAUAAAUUAUUAUUAUAAACAAAAAAGGCUUUAGCUGGCAUCUAAAACAAUGUAGUGAAGAUGUUUCUGUAAUACUAAUAGGCAUAGAGUUCUGCAGCUUCCUUGCUGCCACACAAAGAGAUUUGCAGCUUUUAAAUGUGGAACAUACAUUAUUUGUCACCUGUACAAUUGUAAGUUCUAUGGAUGCCUUUUUCGGACUACUUAAAGAAAUACUACAGUAUGAUUAACUCGGGAGCAGGAUUUGAGCUGUGAGCGACAGAAUUAAUUAGAUUAUAAUAUUGUGGGUAUGAUUUACACAGGCACCCCCAAACUCGGCCCUCCAGAUAUUUUGGGACUACAGCCCCCAUCAUCCCUAGCUAACGGGACCAGUGGUCAGGGAUAAUGGGAAUUGUAGUCCCAUCUGGAGGGCUGAGUUUGGGGAUUGCUCGGUCCCUGCUCCUGCCAACCUAGCAGUUCAAAAGCAUGCCCAAAAGUGCAAGUAGAUAAAUAGGUACCGCUCCGGCGGGAAGGUAAACGGCGUUUCUGUGCGCUGCUCUGGUUUCGGUGUUCCGUUGCGCCAGAAGCGGCUUAGUCACGCCAGCUCCCUCGGCCUGUAAAGCAAGAUGAGCGCCGCAACUCCAUAAUCAUUCGCGACUGGACUUAACUGUCAGGGGUCCUUUACCUUUUAUACCAACAGUAAAACCUUAAAUUUGACCCAGCAGCAAAUAGGCAGACAGUGCAGAUCUUUGAACAAGGGUGCAAUUUCCUAAAACUCACUUCUGUCUGCAGCUGUGCUGCAACAUUCUGCAGUCACUGCAGGGAACUCCAGACCAACUGCAAGGGAAGCCCCACAUAAAGUGCAUUGCAGCAGUCCAGAAGUGAAGAUGAUGAUGAUGAUGAUGAUGAUGAUAAUAGUAAUAAUAUUUCUACCCUGUCCAUCUGGAGUACUAUGGUCAAGCAGUACUAGUGCAGCCAUGGCCGCAGCUGCCGUACCAGCUGAAGCUGAUAAAAAGUGCUCCUGGUGACAGAAGCCAUCUGUGCGAUUUAGAAACAAAAGCUGGAUUCAGUAGGUCAGUUUCUCAGGCAUGAGAACCAUUCUCCAAUAGAGCCCAUUUAUUUUUUUUCACCCAGCCCACCACUGCAACCAGGCACCGGUCCAGGGCCAGCACAGUGUCUCCCGAUUUAGAUACUGUGAAGAAAUAGAGCUGGGCGUCAUCAGCAUGCUGAUGGCAACUUGCCCCGAAUCUCAUGGCCACUCCCAGUGGCUUCAUAUAGAGGUCAAAUAGCAUUGAGGGUACAACAGUACCCUGUUAGCACUACCGGGGGGGGGGGUGAGGGUGUGAAAACAUGGGACUUUGGCCCGUAGGUAGGACUACAACCCACAGCUUUCCGAGUCAUGUGGCCAGCAGGACUAAACCGCUUCUGGCGCAACUGAACACCUGUGACGGAAACCAGAGUGCACAGAAACACUGUUUAUCUUCCCGCUGCAGAGGUACCUAUUUAUCUACUUGCACUGGUGUGCUUUCGAACUGCUAGGUUGGCAGGAGCUGGGACAGAGCAAUGGGAGCUCACCCCUUGUGGGGAUUCGAACCUUCUGAUUGGCAAGUCCAAGAGGCUCAUUGGUUUAGACCACAGCGCCACCCCAAUAUACCCAUUUGAUGGAGCUUGUCCAGCAGGAUCCCGUGGACAACGGUCUCAAAAGCCGCAGAGAGAUCGAGAAGAAGGAGCAAGGUUGCACUCUCUCAGACCCAUUCUCAAUAAAGGCCCUCCAUCAAGGCAAUGGGCAGGGACUGGCAGGACGAGAGUGCAUUGGGGAAGUCUGGCUCAGGAGAGGGUCACGGUGGUUUGUGGGGUCCUGCACCAGCCAGGAGGCAAGAGUCAGAGGCAGGGGAAGGUUCAGAGCUGGAGGAAGAGGGGGACCAGGCAAGUGAAGGGUUGCUUGCUUCCCCAUCCUCUCUUGCACCACUGUCUCCCAGAACCAGGAGAGGAUUGAAAAGGGAUGAGCAGAGGCAUAGUCUCCAGCUGCAUGUGUCCAGCCUGUCAGGGGAAGGUACAUCAACUGGUGUAGGGGGAGGAGUCCCCUGUUGCUCCAUAGGGCACGGACCUGGGAAUAGUUUGUUAGAUGCUAGGCAUCUAGAGCUGUAGAAGCAACUAUGUUAUUGUUGACAAUAAAGGGCCUUCUCGGUUGUGGCACCCGCCCUAUGGAAUACCCUCCCAUCAGAUGUCAAAGUGAUAAACAACUAUCUGACGUUUAGAAGACAUCUGAAGGCAGCCCUGUUUAGGGAAGUUUUUAAUGACUAAUGUUUUAAUGUAUUUUUAAUCUUUGUUGGAAGCCGCCCAGAGUGGCUGAGGAAACCCAGGCAGAUGGGCGGGGUAUAAAUAAUAAAUUAUUAUUAUUAUUAUUAUUAAUGAGUGAACUCUGCUGUGUGCAUUCCUUUGGCUGGGAAUUCCCCUUGACGGAAACCAAGGCUGAAUCAGGCCCAUGACCAGGCCUAAACCCAGACUGGAACGAGUCUUCUGUAUAAGGUCUGCUGUUGGCACACCAGAAUUUUUUCAACGCUAUUCCCUGAAAAAGGGGUGUUGUGACUGGCUGGUAGAUAGUCCAAACCAAUGGGAUCAGAGUCUGCUUUUUUUGGAGUAGCCAUAUAACCAUCUCCUUUAAGGUUGCAGGGACCACCCCUUCCGGCAGUGAAGCAUUAUUAACCACCCUCUGGUCUGUCAACCCUCCUAUGUUAGAUUUCAUAAGCAAAGAGGGGAAGGGGUCAACUCAACAUGGUCGAGUAGGAAGCUGCAGGCACCUUGUGCACAUUGCCAGACUGCAUAAACUGAAUGUGAUUCACAAUAGACUGCAGUUGGAACUGCAACAGGCACAGAACUGAGGUGUCUCUGAAGUUGAGCAAUGUCGUCCUGGAAAGGUGCAGCCUGGUUGGUCACAGCAGGGUUUUGAGAGCGCUAGGGGUACUUCACCUAGUGCAGCCUUUCUCAACCUGUGGGUCCCCAGAUGUUGUUGAACUACAACUCCCAUCACCCCUAGCUAGCAAGGCCAGAGCUCAGGGAUGAUGGGAGUUGUAGUCCAACAACAUCUGGGGACCCUCAGGUUGAGAACCGCUGGCCUAAUGGUUGUUUGAGGAUCCCUUGCGAGAUGCAAGAUGUACCUUCUUAAUUCUGCAAUAGUUCUGGUUUCCCUGUUGUUUGAUAGUUCAGAGUUCACAUAGGUACAGAAGUUCAUUACGUAAGUGCCAAACAGCUAGCUGACCCUGCUCCCUGCCCUCUUCUAAGCCCUGAGGCUCAGGUUCCCAGCCUCAGCACCUCUCGGGUUGCCGCUGCAGAGCUCAACAAUCUCCUUUCUCUCCUGUGUGGUUUUUGGCGGCGUGUGUCCCAUUUGACUUCACCGGCACCCGCCUGUUUGCAAAACGAAGCAGAAGUCGUUGCUGUGCAUCCUAGAAUCAUAGGAUUGCUUUGUUCUUUUUAUUUUAUUUUAUUUUAUUUUCUUAAUAUAUCUUUAUUGUUUUAAAAUAGAUACAUUUAUGCCAGGAAAGCAAACAACAUACAAUCAAAUGAACAAACUAUAUAUUGACAAACAAACAAUAGCAGUAUACGAAACAACACAAUUCGUAUAACUAACAUCAUUUGUACUCCCAAUGAUUAUAGAACUUAUAAAACAAGAAAUUAAAAAUAACUUCCAGUUAGUCUCGUACUUUAUCUGUUGAUUAUCUUAUACCGCACAGUUACAUAUUUCUUAUAUAGUUUCUGUUAACUUCUCUACAAACUUAUAUUUAUACAAUGCAAGGUUCAGUCUAAUUCUGCAAAGAAGUUUCCUUUUAUACCGUAACUUUUAAAGUAUUCUUUAAAAAUUCUCCGAUCCUUAUAGACUAUUGGUUUUGUUUGGCCUCUUAUCCUUCCUGUCGUCUUUGCUAGCUGCAGGUAUUCUACCAUUAGGAUUUGCCAAUCUGCCGUGUAAGGUAUUGCUGUAUUUUUCCAAUUUCUUGCUACUGUACUAAGAUUCUGGCCGCUGUUAUCCCAUACAUGAACAAUGUUCUUCUCGAUUUCCCUAUUUCUUUUGGCUGCUCCAGCUGUGUUUAGUAGGGUCAGUGGAGGGAAGUGGAGCUCGCGGAUGAGGACCCUGUGGCCUUACAGAUGUUGCCGUACUACAACUCCCAUCAUCCCUGACCAUCCCGGAUGGGGCUGAUGGGACUUGGAGUCCAGCAAAGCACCAGGAAGGGCAUUCAGGUUGCAGCAGACUGGCCUUGAGUCUGCUCUUGUCUUGCCUAGGUAGAGGAAGAUAGCUGUCUGUAGCCUCCAAUCUCUCAGUCAGCGUUACUGACACACUUUGCAGUUGCUGGAGGGUGGCAGGAAGGCACAUAGUGACACGGAGCCUAACCCACUGAUUGGAAACUACCAUUUAUUUAUUUUUUACAGACUCCUCACACAGUUACAAGCUUGUCACACAAUUUCUAAACAGCUAGCUCUUGGCUUCCGAUUUCCUGGAUCCAAGCUUUGCAUCAGCGCGAACAGCUCCAGAGAUGACGCUAGAUUGUGUGUACCUGAGGUCAGGUUUAUACAGCAGAAGGGACAGCUGUUUGGGACUACAGUGGUACCUUGGGUUAAGUACUUAAUUCGUUCCGGAGGUCUGUUCUUAACCUGAAACUGUUCUUAACCUGAAGCACCACUUUAGCUAAUGGGGCCUCCUGCCGCCACCGUGCCGCUGGAGCACGAUUUCUGUUCUCAUCCUGAAGCAAAGUUCUUAACCUGAAGCACUAUUUCUGGGUUAGCGGAGUCUGUAACCUGAAGCAAAUGUAACCUGAAGCGUAUGUAACCCAAGGUACCACUGUAUAGCUCUUGGCUGUGCUGGCUGGUGCUGCUGGGAGCCGUAGUCCAAUGCAUUUGGAGAGCAGCGGGUUGAUAGCUGCUCCCGGCUGCGAUUCCUUGUGCGUACAGUGGUACCUCAGGUUACAGACGCUUCAGGUUAUAGACUCCGCUAACCCAGAAAUACUACCUCGGGUUAAGAACUUUGCUUCAGCUAAAGUGGUGCUUCGGGUUAAGAACCGUUUCAGGUUAAGAACAGACCUCAAGAACAAAUUAAGUUCGUAACCCAAGGUACCACUGUAUAUUUCAGAAAUUGCAACCUGAUGUGAAGCCAUGUGCAAACUGCUGCUUCUCUCUCUCUCUCUCUCUCCUGCAUCCUUUACAGCCAGUGCAGAAAGGCAGCCUUUGAAGCUGUUUCUGUGUCUCGUUUUUGAGAGCUUUUGCUCUCACUCCUUUUUCUAAGGCUGCCGCUCCAGCAGGACCCCUCCGUUUCCCAGCCAAAGGAAUACGUGGGUGGGUGCUUCAAACAUGACUUCAUCCCCUUUCGUUUCUUCCCCGUGUGCUCAACAUAUUCCACUCAAGUUCUUCGAAUAUUUUUCAUGCCUCAAGAAGCCCACUCCCGCCUCCUCCGAGCUAGAAAGUCAGUCGAAUGAAUCUCUCUGCGUGUGCAAAUGCGGCUGGGGUUUUAUUGGGGGUUGCUUCCUGGAUCGGGGCCUGGUUUGAACGCCUGAGAACCUGAAUGUGUCGGAGGAGUUGUGCGCAUUUAUUUAUCUGUGGGAAGGUAGCUCAUGGUUAACCACCAGAUAUUAUUGGACUGCAAGUCCCGGCAGCCCAGCCAGCAUGGUCAGGGAUUAUGGGAGUUGUAGUCUAUUAGUUGGUAGAGCAUGAGCCUCUUAAUCUCAGGGUCGUGGGUUCGAGCUCCACGUUAGGCUGAAGACUCCAUCAUCAUCAUCAUCAUCAUCAUCAUCACCAUCAUCAUUUAUUAUUUAAACCCCACCCAUCUGGCUGGGCUUCCCCAGCCACUCUGGGUGGCUUCCAACAAAAUACAGUGGUACCUCGGGUUACAUACACUUCAGGUUACAUAAACUUCAGGUUACACACUCCACUAACCCAGGGCCUCCUGCUGCCACCGCACCGCCGGAGCACGAUUUCUGUUCUUAUCCUGAAGCAAAGUUCUUAACCUGAAGCACUAUUUCUAGGUUAGCGGAGUGUGUAACCUGAAGCGUAUGUAACCUGAAGCAUAUGUAACCCGAGGUACCACUGUACUCAAAAUGCAUUUGUACCGCAGAUUUGUAUCAAUGACAUUAUGAUUUGGGCAAAUUUGUUUUCAGUUCCUCUCCUAAUGAUCCCUAGCAUGGGUUUUGCCGCUGCGUACUUAUUUUGUUUAUUUCAUUUUCCUGUAUUGCCAUGUUUUUAUUAUGUAUUAUGGUGAAGGGCUUCAAAUGUUGGAGCUAGGGUAGGCCUCUCUGGACCUCUGAGAGGGCCUGGCCUGACCAAACAGGUUUUGCUCUUGUAUUCUUUCAAAAACCUGCCAAACCUAUUUGCUCAGAGGUGAAAGAGGGACAAAAGAAUGAUAUAUGUAUACCCAGGUAGCGCUGCCCCUCUCAAAUCUCUCUCAUAAACCAAUGUCUUCAGUCUUACAACAGUCUGAAGACUGUAUGUUUUGUUAAGAAACCUAAUUUGUAGUUGGGAGGUUACUUUUAGAUUUUUCUGUGCUCUCCACCCAUUAUUCUGGCUUUUGCCAGUAUAAUGACUGGGGGUAGAAAGAACUAAGGCAUGCAAAAAAAGGGGAUUACCAUGUGCUGUGUGUCACAAGUUAGGUUUACUGUCUUUUUUACAUGAAAGUUUGCAUCUCUAGUUGUUAAUGGCCAGUGACCUCCAUGAACCGCUACUAAUUUUUUUAAGCCACCAGCAGCCAUCACAAUAUCCAGUAGAAUUGUGGUAAUUCAGUAGAUGACCUCAAAAAGUACUGUAUUUCGGAAGAAAUGUUAACAAUGUUCUUCCUCAGCUUUAUGUCUCUACCAGACAAAGAUGGCAAAAGGUGGAGGCCGACGGUCUUGUGUCGAAAUGAGCAGGCCCAUUGCAGCCCUUCUGUCUACACACAGCAAGUGCAAAGCUGUAGAACAGGUUAAGGCCAGAAACCUGCCUAAGAGGGCAGUGUGGUAUAAUGGUUAAAGUGUCAGCCUGGGGCUGGGUAAGCACGGAUUUAAAGACCGUUUAAAGGGCCAUAAAGCUCGCUUAAAUGAACUGCUUGCUAGCUUAAAUGAACUGUAUUUCAGCAUAUGCCAUCUUUAACGGGGGAUAAAAUGGGGAAAGAACUCCAUAGCUUUGCGAAAUGGCCGUAGCUGCAUAAUAAACCCAUCAGGUUCAAUCCCAGGCAACUCCGGGUAGGGCUGGGAGAGAUCUCUUGGCUGAAAACCCGAAGAGCAGCUGUCAGUCAGUGCAGACAAUAUUGAGCUAAAGGGGCCAAUGGUCUGACUCAGUAGAAAGCAUCUUACUAUAUGCACACACACACACACACACACACACACACACACACACACUGCCUUGAGCUGCUUGGAGGAAAGAUGUGAUUUUUUGGUAUUUAGUUUAUUUGACCAAAUGGAUUUACCACUUACGGCAAAACAGAUAUCAAAGAGGCUCAAACAUAAGGUACUGUUGGAGAAACGAUGAAUUUCUAAAAACAUCCUUCUGUCGUCAGGAAGACUAUGAUCGCCUGAGGCCGCUGUCGUACCCCAUGACUGACGUCUUCCUCAUCUGCUUCUCGGUGGUGAAUCCAGCUUCCUUUCAGAAUGUGAAGGAGGAGUGGGUGCCGGAAUUGAAGGAAUAUGCGCCGAAUGUACCCUAUUUGUUAGUCGGAACCCAGGUAGGUCUGGAUGUUGCGUGUUUUAUGUGAACGAAUGCAGAAAAACACCCCCACCCUGUUCUAUUAUACUCAGCCCAAAUCCCUCUCUCCGAAUCUUUUCCAGACAAACGGCCCACAUUCCCUGCCAGUGUGAUGGGCAGGACCAGAGGCAAAUGGGUCCAUUCUGCUUUCAGUGCAUGUCUUGCCAAAUGCAAGGUGGUUCUUUUAAAAGGAGAUUCAGAAGCAAUACAAAACACGAGUGAGUGAGAAGAUUAAAGAUUUUAUUCUAAACUUACUAAGCAGGAACUUCAGUCUGCCACUUGGAAGCCCUCAAGAAGAGGCGAAGUGACUCCCCCAGGUAGCUUCAGUUUGCACAGUCUGUCCACGAGCUUCUCAAAAACUCUGCCCACAACCAUCCGAUUUAUAGCUAGCUAGCCUGUGUGGCUCGCCUGACUGCCUACAUGCAGAUCAUUCAUUACCAGCUAUUUGCAGAUUAUUCAUUAGCCACCCCCUCCUAAUGCCUCAUUAGGGACGCGGGUGGCGCUGUGGGUUAAACCACAGAGCCUAGGACUUGCCGAUCAGAAGGUUGGCAGUUCAAAUCCCCGUGACGGGGUGAGCUCCCGUUGCUCGGUCCCUGCUCCUGCCAACCUAGCAGUUCAAAAGCACGUCAAAGUGCAAGUAGAUAAAUAGGUACCACUCCGGCGGGAAGGUAAACGACAUUUCAGUGCACUGCUCUGGUUCACCAGAAGUGGCUUAGUCAUGCUGGCCACAUGACCCGGAAGCUGUAUGCCGGCUCCCUCGGCCAAUAAAGCGAGAUGAGCGCCGCAACCACAGAGUCAUCCGCGACUGGACCUAAUGGUCAGGGGUCCCUUUACCUAAUGCCUCAUUUUCUCAAAACAAUGUCCAGCAUCAAAGAAGGCACCUAGCACUAUCACUUCCUCCCAGCUCCUUGAAAUACAAUUUAUCUUCAGGAUAGAUUGCCCAUACACUGCAGAAGGUCCCAGGUUCAGUCCUGGGCAUCUCCAAGUAAGAUCCAGAGAAAUUCUCGUUUGAAAUCUUGGGUAGCAGUUGCUCGGCAAUGUGGACAGUUCUGAGCUGGCUGAACCAAUGGUCUGACUUAGUAGAAAGGCGGAUUCCUUUGUUCCAGCCUGGCUCCUCCCACCUCCUGGCUCAAGCCACUCCCCCUUUGACCCAGCCCCGUUGUUCCAUUUCAUUCAUUGAUUUCACUUGUUGCCCAAAGGUCCCCAAGCAACUUACAGCACGUGUGUGUGCGUGCACACAAACCUAUUACCAUAGUUCCUUGCUUCUGCCAUGUAUACAGACUUUUCUUGCUGUAUACAGUGGUACCUUGGGUUACAGAUGCUUCAGGUUACAGACGCUUCAGGUUACAGACUCCGCUAACCCAGAAAUAUUACCUCAGGUUAAGAACUUUGCUUCAGGAUGAGACCAGAAAUCGCACGGCGGCAGUGGGAGGCCCCAUUAGCUAAAGUGGUACCUCAGGUUAAGAACAGUUUCAGGUUAAGAACGGACCUCCAGAAUGAAUUAAGUUCUUAACCCGAGGUGCCACUGUAUUACUAGUCUGCAACAAAUAGAGCAGGGGGUUAUUCAAGAAUAAUCACAUUUUAGAGGUGAUAGAGUCCUCUAUUCCUUGUGUGACCAGCACACAGCAAUGAAACCAGGGAAUGGAGAAACUGCCCUGAGGAGGAAUUCAAAAUUGUGUUGCAAGCCAUGCUCUUGAAUUGGAUGAACGUCCUUUGUACAUGAGACCCUCCCACACCCACAGCUAAUCUCAAGACCGAUGCCAAAAUUUAGGAUGCAAGCAAAGAUCCGCAUUUUGGAUGUGCUCUGCGUAUUGAACACUGGGUGAUAAAAGCAGCAGUUGUGGGAUGCAGGCUGGUGACUCAGGCAAGGCUCUGUAUCACAUCCUGCGAGAGAUGGAAAUAAGAUCCUCGUGGUCAUUGGCCAAUCUUUGUUGUCACUGGGGGAGGGGGGAAAUCCAAGCCUCUUGUGUGAGGUGGACAGAAUAAGUUCUGGGCUGCUGGCCUAGCAGACGGAGGGCAGACCUGCCUGAGGGGCGGGGGAGGGGAGAGAUCCACUUUCUUCUGAGACACUUUGCAUUUAUAUAUACUUGAGUGGUCGCUGCAGCACUGUAAGCUCCAGCCCUUACAAAUUUCUUUUUGGAGGAGGAUUGGAAAAAGAAACUGAAUUGCAGGUCUUACUGUUUUUAUUAUUUUCUGUGUUGAAAAGGUAAGUGUGAAACUGUUUUUAGAAUCAGGAUGGAAUGGCACAAUAGGAUAGAAAACACACAUUUCCAAAGUAUGUGUUUGCUUAAUAGUAGCAAUGCAGGGACGCGGGUGGCGCUGUGGUCUAAACCACUGCGCCUAGGGCUUGCCAAUCGGAAGGUCGGUGGUUCGAAUCCCUGCGACAGGGUGAGCUCUUGUUGCUCGGUCCCAGCUCCUGCCAACCUAGCAGUUUGAAAGCACAUCAAAGUGCAAGUAGAUAAAUAGGCACCACUCCGGCGGGAAAGUAAACGGCGUUUCUCUGUGCUGCUCUGGUUUCGCCAGAAGUGGCUUAGUCAUGCUCGCCACAUGACUCAGAAAAACUGCCUGCGGGCAAAUGUCAGCUCCCUCGGCCAGUAAAGCGAGAUGAGCGCCGCAACCCCAGAGUCGUUCGUGACUGGACUUAACUGGACUUUACCUUUUAGCAAUGCAGGGCAGAAAUGACUGAGGGUCCUACCUCUAGGUGUUUUCCUUCUCAGCUCUUUCUGAACUUGGAGCUGGCUGGGAACUCUCUCCCCCCACCCUCGGUGUAUAAACACACAGCCAGGGAGUUAACCCCCCACCUCUCGUCCCACUAAUUCUCCCCUAUGAAUGCAUAGUGUUCCCAGGCAUUGUCCCAUCAGAGAGAUGUUUAGAUCCAGACCUGCUUAGCUAUAACACAGGGGUAGGCAACCUCAGGCCUGGGGGCUGCAUGCGGCCCAAUCACCUUCUCAGUCCAGCCCAAGGAUGGUCCAGGAAUCAGCGUGUUUUUACAUGAGUAGAAUGUGUCCUUUUAUUUAAAAUGCAUCUCUGGGUUAUUUGUGAGGCAUAGGAAUUCAUUCAUAUUUUUUCCCCAAAAUAUAGUCCGGCCCCCCACAUUGUCUGAGGGAUGGUGGACCGGCCCACGGCUGAAAAAGGUUGCUGACCCCGGCUAUAACAUCAUGGGGGCCUUCAUCCUGUCCUGGGCUUAGGAAACCCUUAUGUUUUCAUAUGUGUUGGAAGCUGCCCAGAAUGGCUGGGGCAACCCGGCCAGAUGGGUGGGGUAUAAUUUUUUUUAAAUAAUAAUAAUAAUAAUAAUAAUAAUAAUAAUUACAACUUAUAAUUCCAUCUGCAAAAAGGUAUGGUCUCCACCCGUUUCCACUCAGAACAUAGCAUAGCUGUUGCAACUAAGAGAAAACCCCGUUUUGCUCUCAGAUCUUGCCAAUUUAACUCUCAGAAUAUGGAUUGGAUCCAACCUGUUAGUUGCACUUCGGACCCCUAGCAUUUAAUUUGAAGUUAGUAAUGUCCCAAUAAUUUCCCUGGGACCUAAGUGGAUUCAAUCCUAUGUGUCUGGUUUUUGUUUUGUUUUGAAAUACCUGGUUUCUGAAGUGAACGUAAGAAAGUGUCCACAUUUAUUUCCUAACAGAUCGAUCUCCGUGAUGACCCCAAAACUUUAGCAAGGCUGAAUGACAUGAAGGAGAAACCAAUUUGUAUGGAGCAGGGACAGAAAUUGGCAAAAGAGGUAAGCUGGCCAUUCAGAGAUUUGGAGGCCUCUGGCCUGGAGUUUCCUCCUCUGUUGCGUCCUGUAUUCUCUCCUUCCCUCUUCUCUUCACCCUUUCUCUCGCACUUAAAAAAAAAAAGUGUAUCAGUCUGUAACAUUUAUUUUAUUCUUGCCAAUGCAUCCAAAAGGAUUUGCCAGGUCCUUAACAUCAAUAUAAAAACAAGACAUAUUAAAACAUAAGGAAACAGCAACACCGUCACAACACCACCAGCAGCAAAACAGAGCUGAAUAAGGACAUGAAGACAACUUGUUUUCUGCUUUCCCCCAAAUGCCCUCCAAACUGACACGGCUCUCUUAACCCCAUUUGUGAGGGAGGCUAGGAGGUGCCAUCACUGAGAAGGCCCUGUAGAAUCAUAGAAUCAUAGAAUCAUAGAAUCAUAGAAUCAUAGAAUCAUAGAGUUGGAAGAGACCACAAGGGCCAUCGAGUCCAACCCCCUGCCAAGCAGGAAACACCAUCAGAGCACUCCUGACAUAUGGUUGUCAAGCCUUUGCUUAAAGACCUCCAAAGAAGGAGACUCCACCACACUCCUUGGCAGCAAAUUCCACUGUCGAACAGCUCUUACUGUCAGGAAGUUCUUCCUAAUGUUUAGGUGGAAUCUUCUUUCUUGUAGUUUGGAUCCAUUGCUCCGUGUCCGCUUCUCUGGAGCAGCAGAAAACAACCUUUCUCCCUCCUCUAUGUGACAUCCUUUUAUAUAUUUGAACAUGGCUAUCAUAUCACCCCUUAACCUCCUCUUCUCCAGGCUAAACAUGCCCAGCUCUCUUAGCCGUUCCUCAUAAGGCAUCGUUUCCAGGCCUUUGACCAUUUUGGUUGCCCUCCUCUGGACACGUUCCAGUUUGUCAAUGUCCUUCUUGAACUGUGGUGCCCAGAACUGGACACAGUACUCCAGGUGAGGUCUGACCAGAGCAGAAUACAGUGGCACUAUUACUUCCCUUGAUCUAGAUGCUAUACUCCUAUUGAUGCAGCCCAGAAUUGCAUUGGCUUUUUAGCUGCCGCGUCACACUGUUGGCUCAUGUCAAGUUUGUGGUCAACCAAGACUCCUAGAUCCUUUUCACAUGUACUGCUCUCAAGCCAGGUGUCCCCCAUCUUGUAUUUGUGCCUCUCAUUUUUUUGCCCAAGUGCAAUACUUUACAUUUCUCCCUGUUAAAAUUCAUCUUGUUUGUUUUGGCCCAGUUCUCUAAUCUGUCAAGGUCGUUUUGAAGUGUGAUCCUGUCCUCUGGGGUGUUAGCCACCCCUCCCAAUUUGGUGUCAUCUGCAAAUUUGAUCAGGAUGCCCUUGAGUCCAUCAUCCAAGUCGUUGAUAAAGAUGUUGAAUAAGACCGGGCCCAAGACAGAACCCUGUGGCACCCCACUAGUCACUCUUCUCCAGGAUGAAGAGGAACCAUUGAUGAGCACCCUUUGGGUUCGGUCAGUCAGCCAGUUACAAAUCCACUGAGUGGUAGCAUAGUCAAGACCACAUUUUACCAGCUUCUUUACAAGAAUAUCAUGAGGCACCUUGUCAAAUGCCUUGCUGAAAUCAAGGUAGGCUACAUCCACUGCGUUCCCUUCAUCCACCAGGCUUGUAAUUCUGUCAAAAAACGAGAUCAGGUUAGUCUGACAUGACUUAUUUUUCAGAAAUCCAUGCUGACUAUUGGUGAUCACAGCAUUCCUUUCUAGGUGCUCACAGACUGUUUGCUUAAUGAUCUGCUCCAGAAUCUUCCCUGGUAUUGAUGUCAGACUGACUGGGCGGUAAUUAUUUGGGUCCUCUCUUUUCCCCUUUUUGAAAAUAGGGACAACAUUUGCCCUCCUCCAGUCUGCCGGGACUUCGCCUGUUCUCCAGGAAUUCUCAAAGAUGACUGCCAGUGGUUCUGAGAUCACAUCUCCCAGUUCUUUUAAUACUCUUGGAUGCAGUUCAUCUGGCCCUGGAGACUUGAAUACAUCUAAACUAGCCAAGUAUUCUUGUACUAUCUCCUUAGUUAUUCUGGGCUGUGUUUCCUUUGCUGAAUCAUUUGCUCCAAAUUCUUCAGGUCGGGUAUUGUUUUCUUUAUCGGAGAAGACUGAGGCAAAGAAGGCAUUGAGGAGUUCAGCUCUUUCUGUGUCCCCUGUUUGCAUUUCACCAUCUUCUCCUCUGAGUGACCCCACUGUUUCUUUGUUCUUCCUUUUGCUACGAACAUACCCAUAAAAGCCUUUUUUGUUGCUUUUAACCUCUCUAGCAGUAGUUCCUGUAGUUCCACAAAUGCAAUGUAAUUGUGUGUGCAUACCUAGAUAGCAUUAUAUGACAGCAUUGGUCAAUACUGAUAACACUUGGAAUUUGCAUUUCACUGAGGUGGGGUACCAGAAACAAACCUCUCAGUGCAAAGCCAUGGGGGAAUGUUAUCCCAAGCCCUUGGAGAUAGUUGUCCUUUGCCAAUCGAGUGACAGAUAGAUAGAUGCCCUGUCAACCAAUUAUUUGCAUUUGUCAUGUGGCCCUGAUUGAAAAACUAGGAAAAUAAUUGUGCCUGUUGUUGUUUUUUAAAAAAGUUGCCUUGUUUCUGAAACAAUUUUAAAAAUUGCAUCUGAGAAUGGGAGGUGAGUUCAUGACAGCACAGGCACCAGCCAAUCAGUGCUCUAUACCAGUUUCCACUGUAAGCUUUCUGUUUUUGCAGAACCUGAUCUUGGAGAGCGAAUGGUUUGGGCAGUAGUGUCACAGAGAGUGCAUUUUCAUGAUGACCCCAGUGCUCAACUUCAUUCUGGAUGGAGCGUGAAUUCUCAAAUCAUCAAAAAUGUCAAAUGGCGCAAUUCUUCUUUUCAGACUUAUUUAGUGGAAAACCUUUUCGCAGAAAACAGCAGUGACCAGAGGUUGCUGGAUCUGGUCCAUAUGGAGAUAGCCGAAUUAGUGAGCACAGCACAGUAUUAGCCGUUAAUGAAGCCGGUUUGCUCAUGAAUAAAACAUAGCCUUAAUAUUCCUGACGAGGGUGGCCCAUUUAAUACUUUUCUAAUAAUUAGAAAACAACUCUUCACAACGGAAAGCAAUAAAACACAUUAACGAAGCGAGCCAUUGAGACUUAAAAUGUUUAGCCUUACCUUUAGGGCAUUCCAAAAUGAAUAUUACUUAAAAUAUCGGUCGAGGUGAUGCCGGGUUACCACAGCUACUUUUGUUUAUCGGCUUAUUCCUGCUGGAGAGUUUAAUCUCUACAAAAUUGCCUCUGUGAUUUCUUUUGCCCACUCUGCCUUCCUAAAAUGCUUCAAGAUCACAUUGCCAACCGUCAAACACACUAACAGAAACGUCACUGCUUGGGUCUUACAGUCCUAAGGUCCCAUCCCAGGGAAGUCCCUCUCUGAGCAUGGAGAAGAUCUGAGUCUGAUGCUUCCUUCCAGCUGCUGUGGAAACCACCAUGGUUCUUGUCCUAAAUAAUAAUAAUACCCCACUGAUCUGACUGACUCUGGGUGGCUUCCAGCAUAUACAGAAACAUAAUAAAAUACCAAAACAUUGAAAACCUCUCUAUACAGGGCUGCCUUCAGAUGUCUUCUAAAAGUUGUAUACAGUGGCACCUUGGUUCUCAAACGUAAUCCGUUCCGGGAAUCCAAUCCUGCAACGGUUCGAAAACCAAGGCGUGGCUUCUGAUUGGCUGCAGGAGCUUCCUGCACUCAAGCAGAAGCUGCGUUGUAUGGUUGGCUUCUGAAAAACGUUCACAAACCAGAACACUUCUGGGUUUGCGGCGUCCGGGAGCCGAUUUGUUCAACAACUAAGCCGUUCAGGAACCAGGGUACCGCUGUAGUUACUUAUCUCUUUGACACCUGACGGGAGGGUGUUCCACAGGGCGGGUGCCACUAUCGAGAAGGCCCUCUGCCUGUUUCCCUGUAACCUUAGUUCUCACAGUGAGGGAAUUGCCAGAAGACCCUCGGAGCUGGAGCUCAGUGUUUGGACUGAACGAUGGGGGUGGAAAUGCUCCUUCAAAUAUACAGUGGUACCUCGGGUUAAGUACUUAAUUUGUUCCGGAGGUCCGUUCUUAACCUGAAACUGUUCUUUCUCUGAAGCACCACUUUAGCUAAUGGGGCCUCUAGCUGCCGCCGCGCCGCUGGAGCAUGAUUUCUGUUCUCAUCCUGAAGUAAAGUUCUUAACCCGAGGUACUAUUUCUGGGUUAAUGGAGUCUGUAACCUGAAGCGUAUUUAACCGAGGCAAAUUGUAACCCGAGAGACAAAUUGGAGGCAUGCUGGUGGUGGAAUUAGGGGUGUGGGGAAGUGUAUCAGAACAUGAUCCAAACCGUUCCCAGGCCCCCCGGCACACUGACAAACCAGGGGGGGACGACGACUAUGGCAGCCAUGGAGCUUUCUAAUGGGAGGGAAAUGGUUGAAGAGGGAGAAAAAUCCCAGAAAAUGACGAAGGGGCGUAAGAGUGCUAUUCUGCCCUUUUCUCUGUUUUGCCCAUGCAAGUCCAGCAGGGUGUUGGAUGUGGCGAUCUGGCCUCCUUUCGUUUCCUCUCCCUCCUCCUGCCCCCUUUAGGAGUGCAGCCUUAAUGUGUUUUCUUCAGAAACUGCACCUAAUGAAAAGAAUUCUAAAUCUGUCACCGAAAGACAAAGUGAAGGCGUAACCUCUUUUCCUGGAGGGUUAAAACAGUAGGAUGUUUUUCACAGGGCAAAGACAAAACAAACCUUGAUGUGUUCCAUAAAAACAAAGGCGCCCACAAGCUGGCAAAUGGAGUUUGGGGAGGAGGGAGGUGUCUUUGCGUGCCUGUGCAGCUAUUAAAGACAUUUGUUUUCUUGACAGAUAGGAGCCUACUGCUACGUGGAGUGCUCGGCUUUAACCCAGAAAGGACUGAAGACGGUUUUCGAUGAAGCUAUCAUAGCCAUUUUAACUCCAAAGAAACACACGGUGAAAAAACGGAUAGGCUCGAGGUGCAUUAAUUGCUGCCUGAUCACGUGA
This is a messenger RNA of Podarcis lilfordi (Lilford's wall lizard), 28499 nucleotides long. NCBI's taxonomy places the organism in Eukaryota, Metazoa, Chordata, Lepidosauria, Squamata, Lacertidae. The record is from the annotation of a GenBank genome assembly.